Mya arenaria is the source of this 1282-nucleotide messenger RNA. RefSeq lists its product as uncharacterized. Bases 55 to 552 code for a protein of 165 amino acids. The record is from RefSeq and is a predicted model, not a curated record. The transcript has 4 exons. Gene Ontology annotation, molecular function: nucleic acid binding. NCBI's taxonomy places the organism in Eukaryota, Metazoa, Mollusca, Bivalvia, Myida, Myidae.
CUGCUGUACUUAUUGGCUGCUGUUAUUGGCUGCUAGCUUGUUGUCAGUCCAAGAAUGUCAAACAAAAGCUUGGUGUCAAACAGUUCAAAAACUUUGCUAAAAAAUGUUAUUCGACAUACAGAUUCGCACAAUAAGAUUAUUGAGGAGAACGAGAUGUGGCGCCAGUGGAAGACAGAGCAGCAGGGACCGGAAGAAAACAACCCUUCCUUCCUCAAGGGCCAAUGCAGCGACAUGAGGUACGAGUUUCCAAAGAGAAGAAACAAACGAGCCUACAUGGAUGAAGAGCCACAGAGCACAUUCUGGAUGAAGGAACUGUAUAAGACUGAAGAAGCGGAUGAAAAUAGUCCUGACCUUGCCCCGAUGGAUUUCUGGGUAUUUCCAGAAGUUAAACGGCAACUGAGGGGACAGCGCUUUGAGGAUGUCAACAAACUUAAAAUUGAAGCGCAGAGAAUUGUUGGGUCAUUUCCAGAAGACUGGUACAUGGAAACAUAUGACAAAUGGAUCUCACGCCACAGAAAAUCCUUGCAACUAAAUGGUGACUACCGUAAAUGACUGGGUAUAAGACGAUAGGGGGUAUUAGACGCAGGGGAAAAAAUCUGUGAAAAGUCCGAGAAAAAAACUUUUAAUCUAUGUUUUUGGUUAAAAGACACAAAGAAAAAAUGUCAAAAUCGUCCGGCAUUUUCAGCCACCAUGUUUGUUGACAGUGACAAAAAUUUUUUUUUUCGUGAAAAUGGUGAUGGUUAUCUUUAAAACCAUACAACCAUACUCAUUCGGAACUCCUCGGCCAUUUUAUCGAAAACAACCUCGGAUGUAUGCCGGUACAUCUGUUGAAGUAGUUCGUAAAAUAUUGAAUUAUAUCAUUAGUUAAAUGUAGUGUUUUAGAGCGGUAUUUAUUGAUCUAAGUUUAAAUUUAUUGUCAUUGAAUUGUAUUAUAGCAAACAUAAUGAAGAAUCCCAAGAGUUAAGUCACAAAGUUUAACUGCUAAAUAAAAUUACUACGCGAUCUACUUGCAGCGGACUUAAACGUACCACUUUUUGAAUGUGUAAACCAUCCAAAUACAUCCGAGGUUGUUUUCGAUAAAAUGGCCGAGGAGCUCCGAAUGAACCAUACUGUCAAGAUUGAAAAGUAAUGUUAUGCAAAAAAUAUUUUGACAGUGCCCAACUUUGCUUUUUUAUAUGUAAGUUUGAUUAUUGUUUAAUUCAAUUUAUUAUUCAAAAUAAUAUUGAAUACCGUUAUUCACAAGAGUUCAGACACCAUAAAUUAAUUAUUUUUUUCGCUCUCC